CAGUAGUGCCCAGCUAUUAGUGGUGAUCUCUUUGUCCAAAGCAAAUUACUUUGUAAGCAUUUCCCUUUAUAUUAUUUCACCUCCUAUUUCUCUCCAUCACCUUUUCUUUUUUAUUUUGUUUAAUAAAAAAAAAGCAAAAACUGAAUAUAUUUCUUUAAAAUUAUAAAACAGUUUUGCCUUCAGAGUAAAUUUGCAAAUAUGUCUUCGCCAGCAAGUGAACAGCUUCUUCGGAAACAGUUAAAAGAAAUUCAAAAAAAUCCUCCUCAAGGCUUCAGUGUGGGAUUGGUAGAUGAUAAAUCCAUUUAUGAAUGGGAAGUUAUGAUCAUCGGCCCCGAUGACACACUUUAUGAGGGCGGUUUCUUCCACGCGACUUUGACAUUCCCUCAGGAUUACCCUUUAAUGCCACCAAAAAUGAAAUUCACUACCGAAAUUUGGCAUCCUAAUGUACACCCUGAUGGUGAAGUCUGUAUCUCCAUUCUUCAUCCUCCCGGUGAUGAUAAAUUUGGUUAUGAAGACGCGGGCGAGCGCUGGUUACCUGUUCAUUCACCUGAAACCAUUUUGAUCAGUGUUGUUUCCAUGCUUUCAUCUCCAAACGACGAGUCUCCAGCUAAUAUUGAUGCAGCCAAGGAAUUCCGCGAGAAUCCUCAAGAAUUCAAAAAACGUGUAAGACGUCUUGUCCGACGAUCUACCGAAAUGAUGUAAAAACAUGUACGAACAGUUAUAGAAAAAUGAAUCUUUUAGUUUUUAUUUUAAAAAAUAUACGGUCGAGCAUUUAACAAGCCAGGUAGUAUUACUACUACUUAUAUUUCCUCUAUGGUAAUUUUGGAAUUUGCAUCUGGUUUCGAUUCGUGUUCAUUCAUUCACGCGAUAGUAACAUCUUUGGUGUGAAAGGACUUGAUUUGUCUUGUGCCCAUCCUUAUUUUUUGUUUUCCGGUCAGUAAUGGUGAAUUAGGAAUUGACAACACUAAAAUCAUAUAACCUUCACGUAUUUUACAUCAAGUAUUAUUCUUUCUAAAAUCUUACUUCGGACUCGAUAAUCGUCUCCAACAACAAAGUGUGGACUGACAUGCUCUUUUGGUGAUAUAUAAGAUUCUCUUUCAAUUUCGAAUUACUUUCUUCAUGCCAUUAUAAACCCUAUAUACUCUCAGUGCUUGUUCAGUGUAUUAACUGUUACAGUUGAGGAUGGGUAUAAGCAGUCUUUUGGAACGAAGAAAGUGUAUAAACAUAUGCUGUUUCCUCUUUUCUUGCUUUCUCAAUUGUUGAUACUGUUACUGUACGAAUCUUCACGAAAUGCCAUUCUCUAUUAUUCACUCAAGCAACUUAUGUUGAUUGCAGUAUAUCAUUAUCAUUUAGAGAGAGAAAGGUUAAUCCUUAUGUAAAUGUUUUAGUAACCUGUGCUAUCUUUGACUAUGCCUACUUGAUUAUUUCUCAACAGUUAAGGGAUAGACAAAUGCUCUCAAUUCAAAUGUGUAUAAGACGCUUCGCAUAGCUCAAUCUUUCAAGUCUAAGAUUGUUAUGAAUUAAUUAAGUAACUAAACUACUGUCCAUUCCUACGUGUCUUUUUGGUUUGUAAAUCCAGCAACUUCUUUUGUUUACUGAGUAACAUGGUUACCUUUAAUGUGAUGAAGUAAACUAGAGAAAACAACCAAGAAGGGCGUAUGCUAAAUUAGCAAAUACAAUACAGUUUGUA
Schizosaccharomyces octosporus yFS286 is the source of this 1690-nucleotide messenger RNA. RefSeq names its product ubiquitin conjugating enzyme Ubc15. The record is from RefSeq and is a predicted model, not a curated record. The transcript has 5 exons. Gene Ontology annotation, biological process: proteasome-mediated ubiquitin-dependent protein catabolic process; protein polyubiquitination. Lineage: Eukaryota; Fungi; Ascomycota; Schizosaccharomycetes; Schizosaccharomycetales; Schizosaccharomycetaceae. Gene Ontology annotation, molecular function: ubiquitin conjugating enzyme activity. The coding region runs from base 199 to 702 and encodes 167 amino acids.